UCGGCAGCGUGCAGAGAUCCAAGCAGGGUGCACAUCGCGCGCGCGUCUUCGCGUGUGCCUUAUAUUCCUGUCCGGUGGAAAUUAACUAUAGAAUAACAUCAAACAUGAACACUAGCGUGUUGCUGGUAGACUAAGCAGCUUUGUGGUGCACACCUUUGGAGCGACUCCUGGUCGGAUCUUACCCGGCUCAUCGCCGAUUUUGGCCAGUUUCAACACUUGACAUCGCUGACAUAGCAUGGCAUCCAAGAAGCCAAAAGUAGCAAUGAGCGAUGAUAGCAGUGGUAGUGAUUUCGACGACGAUGAGGAUCCCGAUAAGAUCCAAGUACCAGGUGGAGGUAAAGAUCUUGCUACAGCAGCUGGCAUGAACAUAAUUAAGGAUGAGAAACCUAACAUCGCUAUGGGCAACCAAGAUAUCAAAACCAAAGAAGGUUUUGAUCAACCUUUUGGAUCAAAGAUGCCUGUUGGAGCAAUGGGAAAAAAUGUUUCUACUGGUCAAAACAUGAUGGCAUUGGCUGGUAAUACUCAAGGUAUGCCAGCUUACUUUAUGCCUGGAAAUCAAAUGAACCAUAUGAAUUCUAUGGGUAAUUCACUAGGAGCUUCACCUGGAAAUUUCAACUUUCCACCUUUACCAAGCUUCAACACAGCAAAUUUUUUACAGAAUGUAGACAUGAAUAGUCUUAUGGGAAACUUUAUGGGAAUGGCUGGAAUGAACAUGAACAUGAACCCUUUUAUGCAAUUCCUGAAUCAAGCUGGCAUGAAUCCCAAUUGGAUGGCAGGGCUUGCAAAUAAAGGAUUAUCUAACAUGUGGAUGAAUUCUGACCCCAACAAAAUGAAUAUGCAACCAACCAUCCCAGAAGAAGAAGAUGUAGAAGACGAAGAAAUGGGGGUGGCUGAAACUUAUGCAGACUACAUGCCAACUAAAUUGAAACUUGGACGUAAACAUCCAGAUCCAGUUGUUGAAACUGCCUCUUUGUCUAGUGUUGAACCUACAGAUGUUUGGUACAAGCUUUCAAUUCCUGAUGAAACUAUAAAGUCUGGUGCUCUGUCAGCUUUGCAACUAGAAUCCAUCACUUAUGCAUCACAACAACAUGAGCACCUCUUGCCUGAUGGAUCUCGAGCUGGUUUUUUGGUCGGCGAUGGUGCUGGUGUAGGGAAAGGUCGUACAAUAGCAGGAAUUAUUUUUGAAAAUUAUUUGAAAGGUCGAAAACGAGCUAUUUGGGUUUCUGUUUCCAAUGAUUUGAAAUACGAUGCUGAACGUGAUCUUAAGGAUAUUGGAGCAACUAAAAUAGAGGUUCAUCCUCUCAAUAAGUUCAAAUAUGCAAAAAUAUCAUCAGCUGUUAAUGGCAAUGUAAAAAAAGGUGUCAUAUUUAGCACAUAUUCGGCCUUGAUUGGCGAAUCGUCUCAAAGUGGUGGAAAGUACAAAAGUCGUUUGAAGCAGCUUUUACAAUGGUGUGGUGAAGAUUUUGAUGGGCUCAUUAUUUAUGACGAGUGUCAUAGAGCAAAAAAUCUUUGUCCUACUGGGAGUUCAAAACCAACUAAAACAGGUCUAACAGUAUUAGAAUUACAAAAUAAACUACCAAAGGCGCGUGUCGUUUACGCGAGUGCAACGGGAGCUUCAGAGCCACGAAAUAUGGCAUAUAUGGUGCGUCUUGGCAUGUGGGGCGAAGGCACACCUUUUCCUGAGUUCAACGAUUUUAUAUCUGCCGUUGAAAAACGCGGUGUAGGAGCUAUGGAGAUAGUCGCCAUGGACAUGAAACUUCGAGGAAUGUAUAUUGCUAGGCAAUUGAGCUUCCACGGAGUUGCUUUCAAAAUUGAAGAAGUGCCCCUCUCUGAUGAUUUUAUGAAAGUAUACGAUCAUUCAGUCAGGCUGUGGGUCGAAGCAAUGCAGAGAUUCCACGAAGCUGCUGAACUUAUAGACGCCGAAAAUCGCAUGAAAAAAACCAUGUGGGGGCAGUUUUGGUCGUCACACCAACGUUUCUUUAAGUAUCUCUGUAUUGCUGCAAAGGUAAAGCACGCAGUCAAAAUAGCUCGCGAGGCAGUCAAAUGUGGAAAAUGCGUGGUGAUUGGUCUUCAGUCCACCGGCGAAGCAAGAACACUCGAACAACUGGAGCGCGAAGACGGCGAGCUCAGCGAUUUCGUGUCAACUGCUAAGGGAGUGCUGCAGUCGUUGGUAGAGAAACAUUUCCCAGCACCCGAUAGAAAUCGUAUAAGCCGAGUACUCGGACUUGAUUUACCACAGGCACUUCCCGUGGAAGUGCAAGAAGCAGAUGAUGUGGCCGGCAGUUCAGCAAAUAACAAGCGCAAGCCCGUUCGGCAGGCAGCUCAAAGAGCUAAAAAGCUGCGCCACUGGUCUUCUGAAGAAGAGAAUUCCGACGAGGAAAAGAACGGCGGUCACAGUUCCGGCUCCGAAUUCAAAAUGAGCGCCUCCGAAAGCGAGGAUGACAUACGAUCCGAUGAGGAGUUAAGUAAUCCGAGCUCCGACUACAAUCCUUUCGACAGCGACAGUGACUCGGACGUGGAUCCGUGGGACAGGCGGAAAAAGAAGGGUGCAAAGAAGCAGAAGAAACCAGCCAAGAAGAAACUCAGUACGCAAGAUAAGAUACAGUCGAUGCUGGCGAGCAAGACGUCGACUAAUAAUCAGCAGCAACAGCAGCAACAGCAAAGCCAGCAGCAGCGUAAUGGAGUCGCCGCUACUAGUGGACAGUUGGGGUCAAUGGCCGGCAGAGCCUUGAAUCAGGCGCCCUCGAGGGUGGCUAUCGAACGCGCCUGCAGUAUGAAGGAUGAGUUGCUGGCAAAAAUCGAGGAGCUCGGAGAGAAGUUGCCACCGAACACGCUCGAUCAGCUGAUCGACGAGCUUGGUGGCCCGGAAAACGUGGCGGAAAUGACCGGGCGCAAAGGUCGAGUUGUACAGACCGAAGACGGAGCCAUUCAAUAUGAGUCGAGAUCGGAAACCGACGUGCCUCUCGAGACCCUGAAUCUCACGGAGAAGCAGAGGUUUAUGGAUGGCGAAAAAACGGUGGCGAUAAUCUCAGAGGCGGCGAGCAGUGGCAUAUCGUUACAGAGCGAUCGGCGAGCUCGCAACCAGAUGCGACGGGUGCACAUAACACUGGAGCUGCCCUGGAGCGCGGACCGGGCGAUUCAGCAGUUCGGUCGCACGCACCGCUCGAAUCAGGUGAAUGCGCCCGAAUACAUAUUCCUCAUUUCGGACCUGGCUGGAGAGCGUAGGUUUGCCUCGACCGUGGCCAAGAGGCUCGAAAGUCUCGGAGCGCUAACGCACGGCGAUCGCCGCGCCACCGAGACGCGAGACCUUUCGCAGUUCAAUAUCGAUAAUAAGUAUGGCAGAGCCGCGCUCGAGGCUACGAUGAAGACGAUUAUGGGGUACGAAUCGCCGCUAGUGCCGCCACCGCGCGACUAUCGAGGUGACUUCUUCAAGGACGUCGCGGAUGCGUUGGUAGGGGUUGGCCUGAUCUGCAACAGCGAAAACAUGCCAGGCGUGCUGUCGCUUGACAAGGACUAUAACAACAUGUCCAAGUUUUUAAAUCGCAUCUUGGGCAUGCCGGUGGAGUUGCAGAAUCGGCUGUUCCAGUACUUUACAGAUACUCUGGCAGCAAUCGUGAGUCAGGCCAAGCGGGCAGGUCGCUUCGACAUGGGCAUCCUCGAUCUAGGUGCCUCGGGCGAGGUGGUACGGCGCGUGCGGUUGACCCGUUUCCUGCGCAAACAUGCCACAGGCAUUGCACCCACAGAACUGCAUGUGGUGCAUGUGGAGCGCGGGAUGAGUUGGACUGAGGCGAGCGAUCGCUGGGCCGGUCUCGAGGGCUCGCGCGAAGGCUUCUACCUCAGUCACCAGGUGCGCAACGGCAAGCAGACCGCAGUGCUUGCGGUUAAAGUCGACACCGGCCCCGCCAGUAAGAAGUCCAGUGACUCCAAGCGCGACCAGCUAUUUGCCCUUUAUCGGCCAAACACCGGCCUCCAGUUACGCCAGGAGUCGCUCGCUGAGCUCGAAAAGAAGUAUAAGCGUGUCUCCAAGGACGAAGCCCAGCCUCACUGGACGGAGCAGUACGAGGCUUCGGUUGACACCUGCUCGCACGCCUACUGGCGCGGUAAUUGCAAGAAUGUCACUCUGGGUCUUGACUGCGAGGUCGGCCUCAGGCGCAGGUCUUAUAACGUUGUGGCGGGCUCGGUGCUCAGCGUCUGGAGUCGCGUCGAAGCCGUGCUCGCUUCCGCGCGCUCCUCCCACAACUCCAAGAUGCAAGUCGUCAGAUUACGCACUGAUGAGGGUCUCAAGAUUGUUGGAACACUCAUUCCCAAAACUUGUAUGGAAUCUUUGAGAGAAGCUUUGGCUGCCGAUGCCGAAAAAGUCGAAGAGCAAACUUUCUAAAUUCAAACAAGCGACAGUCUCUUUCAAAUAAGGCCAAGCCACAUUCUAUUCUGAUCUCAGCAGUCUUAGCUUCUUUCUUACUUGUCGUCUCUUUCUUUCUAUUUCUUGUUUUCCUUACAACUAUAUUGAAUUGAUUGUCUGCAUACAUUCGGUCGACUGACAUUUGACUUAGCUUAAUUAUGUGUCAUUAAAUAUUGAUUUCAAGAAAAAAUUUCGUUAUUGCUGAAAUGAAGCAAAUAAUUCCUAUGCUGAUUUAUUUCUUUAAUGUGGCGUUUGCGAUGCUCUGUUCAAGGCGGUCUGCCCGCAACCAUUUCUUCAUCUACGUAGUUAGUUACAGUUAUUUUUUUACUUGAAUAACGAAUUUUCAAGUCAUGCAUUGACGAACUAAACAUAAAAGAUGCAGCCAAGAAUUCAUAUAAUAUAAGUACUUCUACUUUGUUACGACUUUUUUAAUUUUAUUUGAAAAAAUAAAGAAAAAUAAAACAUUUAUUGACGUGCCGAAAUGUAGUUAAUUUAAGGUAACGAAUGGAAAAAAGCGUUUAAAAGAUCCCGGCUGUGUCCUAAUAAUGUUCAUUACUAUAGUUUAGUAAAAAUAAAAAAAUGAAUGAAAAUAUUAAAAAUAAUGAUAUAAAAUAAAACAACCAAAAGUCUCAAUGGGCACGUGAAAGUUCCUACACCGUCAAAAUGUGUUAUUAAAGACUAAAUAAAUAUUAACGGUGUAGUCAGCUUAGUCGGAAAAACUAGUAAUUGUUACCAUUUUUCUACUGAGCUCUAUCCUUUUACAAUUAAAUGGGGUUUAAAUUGCUAAUUCAUUUUUCUUACGAGAGAUGUGUAACGUUGAAAAUUGUUUACAAUUUGAAAAUUCUAUAUUUCAUCAUAAUUUCAUCAGUUCUCUUCAAUCGUGAACCUAUCACUAGCUGACUAUAAAUUCUUUUUUAUUAUGUUUAUUAUAUUUACUUAAUCACUUUUUUGCAUAGCAAUCGUUUAAAUAUGCGCUACAUUAGUUGAAUAUUAUACUCAAGCUGUCAUAUUGAACGAACCAUUAGCAUAGCUAGAGUUUUAUUUAUAAAUGCUUGAAUACACGUAGAUAUUGAAGACUAUUGCUUUCUUUCAUUGAAAAAUUUGAUAUAAUUUUUACUACUACAACUGUGCUCAUAUGUUAACCGUAUAUAUGGUAAAUAUCGCAAUUACUCUGUUGUCACACCGUAUGUCAUCUUUAUUUAUUAUUUUAACAUUUAUUAUUUAUAUAUAUUAUUUAUUUAUUAUUUUAACAUUUAUUUUUCGUAUAUUCUCUAAAAUUCUUAAAAAGUUUUGAUUGUAAUUAAAAAAUGUAUAUUUUUUGAACAUAAAUAAAUAGGUUUUCAGAAAUAAAAUAAUGCAAAAAAGAAUUACGGGUGACAGCCGAGAAUGAAACGGAAGCGAAAUAUUUACUGUCUAGCAAAAAUUAAAUAUAAUAGCAAGCAAUUAGCCAGUAGAUAUCUGUGCAUAUUGUUCAAUAUGAUCCAUUCAUUGAAAUUAAUAUAAAUUAAUAAUGAAAAUAAUGUCAAAAAGUAACAAUUCUUUAAUCAAUAUGAUUUAUUUCAAGAUAAUGUAAAUCAACUAGAUGAAAAAAAACAUAAUUCACUUGUUAGUAACAAAUCUGUACUGAUUGAAACAAAAAAAUAAUUAUUGUACAUUAUAAAAAAGUAAUAUGAAUGAAGUAUUUUCCAUUUUGAUUAAUUAUUUACAACAUAUCUAUUACCUUGGAAAUUAUCUUAUAUUACAAUUGAAUUUCAAGGACGGUAAUCAUAUUUGAAUUAUCUUACACGUAGUGCGAUUGUAUUUCAAAAAGGAUGUGUGUGUGUACAUUAUAAUGUACUUUGAGUACAUACCUAUCUAAGUAUGUAUGUAAAAAUUGGAAUGAAAAAAAUAUAUCUGAAAAAUUAUAUCAUGCAAAUUACUCAUGUGUUUCUAUGUUUUUAACAGUUCAUUUAGAGCAAUUUUUAUAUCACAUCUUUUAUUGCUUCAGGUUACUAUGAAAAAAAUAAAAUAGUGAUUGUAAAAAUACUUUAAAUAUCUUAUUAAAAUUCAUACAAA
Molecule: messenger RNA, 6454 nt
Organism: Phymastichus coffea
Lineage: Eukaryota; Metazoa; Arthropoda; Insecta; Hymenoptera; Eulophidae
Gene: sno
Product: protein strawberry notch
Exons: 15
Coding region: 236-4378 (1380 amino acids)
Biological process (GO): regulation of DNA-templated transcription
Cellular component (GO): nucleus
Molecular function (GO): histone binding; chromatin DNA binding
Source: RefSeq, a predicted model, not a curated record